Messenger RNA from Camelina sativa (false flax), 564 nucleotides. Lineage: Eukaryota; Viridiplantae; Streptophyta; Magnoliopsida; Brassicales; Brassicaceae. The record is from RefSeq and is a predicted model, not a curated record.
AUGACAAGACAGGCUGAUAAAACAUGUCAAAAAUACGACAUUGUUAUUGCAAGUACAACUGAGGGUGCUGCAACGCAACUGACAAAUGCUUUGAAGAGGAAGUAUGCUUUGGAGCUUCUCACAUCUGUUGGAAUGUUGGCUUGUAAACCUGUCUCUACUCCUAUGGUUCCAAAUCUAAAACUUUCAAAGACAGAUGUAGACUUAUUGGAGAAUCGAGAGAUGUAUCGAAGCCUUGUUGGUCGGCUGAUGUAUUUAACUAUCACACGUCCGAAUAUUACUUUUGCAGUGAACAAGUUGUGUCAAUUCUCCUCAGUUAUGAGAUCCUCUCAUCUCAUUGCCGUUUACAGAGUUCUACAAUACAUUAAGGGAACUGUUGGUCAAGGCCUCUUCUACUAUGUAGAUUCUGAUCUCACCUUAAAAGGUUAUGCAGAUGCGGAUUAUGGUUCUUGUAAAGAUAGUAGACGGUCUACAACAGGUUUCUCCAUGGUUUUGGGGUCUUCUAUUAUUUCAUGGUGCUCUAAGAAACAGCCAACUGUUUCUCGCUCUUCUGCAGAGGCAGAAUAA